Messenger RNA from Cajanus cajan (pigeon pea), 1654 nucleotides. NCBI's taxonomy places the organism in Eukaryota, Viridiplantae, Streptophyta, Magnoliopsida, Fabales, Fabaceae. The record is from RefSeq and is a predicted model, not a curated record.
AAGAAACUUAAAUCUUGAUCCUCAUUUUUUAUUAAAUCAAAGAAGAAAAAUAUUUUCAGCCGUUAGAUCUUGUCUGCGUCGAUUGACUGUGUGAAGCCUCACUGCAGGCAAUCCAGAUCCGUGACACACUCCACCCUCGCUCUCGACUGUCACUCACCAAGUUCUUCAAACCCUAAUCGCGAGCGCUAUUUCCUCGGAGUUGUGGUGCGAUUCUGAUUCUCCCUAUUCUCUUGCACUUGUUUUUGUUAAUUUUUAAUUUGUUGUCCUGUUAAUUUGUUGGACGAAGGGUAAAGGUGUAGAUUGAAUUGGGUGCGCAUGAGUUUGGUGCUUGAUUUAUUGAAUGGUUAGUUUGUAUGAUUUUGUAAAACCACCAAAGACCAUUGUAACGGGUAACAAUCUGGUGCUUUCAUUUACCCUCAUGCCUCCUAAAACCACCAAAGACCUGGAAGAGGCCAUCCAAGCCAUGGCUGACAACCUCCUUCAAUACCAAAACCAGCAAGAGCAACGAUUGGAUCAACUUAAUUCUUCCAUGACUACACGUCAUGAUGCUCUUACCGGUGUCCUUUCUUCGUUGAUGGAUAAGGUGCCCGCCCCCUCCCUCCCCCAACAUAAUACAACCGCUGAUUCCUUGGGCUCUAUGGGGUUCGCUUCCCUUACCGUGUUCCAGGUAUCACCUUCUGGCACUCUCCAUAACUCCACACCUCCUGGUUUUGUUCCCCCUACCCAUGCCUUUUCCCCAUUUACACCGCCCCAUAUUUCACAUUCCACCGCCAACCCUUUUCACCAUUCACAACCUCCUACGUUUCACUCCCAACCUCACCCGCCUCCCUUACUGCUUCCCAAGCUCCAAUUACUUCCCUUUGAUGGUUCUUCCCCUCUCGAUUGGCUCUUUCAAGCGGAACAAUUUUUUGCAUUUCACCAUACACCUCCUGAGCAACGUCUCUCCAUGGUUGCUUUUUAUAUGACCGGUGAUGCCCUUUCUUGGUACAAAUGGCUCCAUCAGAAUAAUCAACUUUAUGAUUGGGAUUCUUUCACCCGCGCCUUGGAAUUACGAUUUGGACCCUCUACUUAUGAAAAUCAUAUGGCUGCUCUUUUCAAGUUGAACCAAACAGGGUCAUUGGCUGAUUACCAACUUAAUUUUGAACGCCUCUCCAACAAGGUUUUUGGGUUGCCCCCUGAAGCUCUCCUUAACAACUUUAUUUCCGGUCUCAUUCCAGAGAUUCGGGUUGAACUAGCCCUACUACGGCCUCUUAAUGUGUCUCAAGCCAUGGGACUUGCUAAAUUGGUGGAGGCUAAACUCAAAGAUUCCAAACCUAAUCCCAAUCCUAAACCAUUUUCCAAAGUUCACUCUCCUUCCCUUAACCCUACCACCACACCCUCCCAAUCCCUUUCCUCUUCCACCACAACCUUACCCGUUAAGAAAGUCACCCCCUCCCAACUACAAGAGAGGCGCACUCUUGGCUUAUGCUAUUAUUGUGAUGAAAAAUACCAUAGUGGCCACCGUUGUCAACCCAAACAGUUUCAUCUCCUUUUGGUUGAUGAGGAGGAUUGCUCAUUCCCUACUUUUUCUCCCACCUCACCAUCAAUACCCCUUCCUUCUUCCCCCAACAGACCCCCCUCUCAUCCAUCUCCAACUUUCUCCACAAGCCCUUAA